GUGUAAUUCACUUCCUGCUUCUCUUCCCCGACUGUCGACUGAUCAGCUGCUUCAGUCCUGUCUCUCCGACAAAAGACACAAUGUCACAUCAAACGGGCAUUCAAGCGAGGAAUGAUGUGAAGGAAAUGUUUGCCAGUGCCAGAGGUGGAGACAAAUACCGAGCCCUGAAGAUUGUCAUUGAGGAUGAGCAGCUGGUUCUCGGUGGAUACGAGAAGGCUUCAAAGAAGUGGGACCAGGAGUAUGAUUCCUUAGUGCUGCCGCUGCUUGAGGAUGGCAUGCCCUGUUAUAUUUUGUACCGGCUGGACUCUACUAACAACCAAGGCUACGAAUGGAUCCUUCUGGCCUGGUCACCGGACCACUCUGCUGUGCGACAUAAAAUGUUAUACGCUGCUACCAGAGCUACACUGAAAAAGGAGUUUGGAGGAGGCCACAUCAAGGAUGAGAUUUUCGGUACCACAAAGGAUGAUUUGAAUCUGAAUGGUUACAGGAAAUAUCUGACCUCGCAGGCAGCUCCUUUGCCCCUCACUGCUGCAGAGGAGGAACUGAGACAGAUCAAGCUAAACGAGGUGCAGACGGACAUCAGUGUGGACACGAAGCAGCAGACUCUGCAGGGAGUGGCCUUCCCCAUAAACGCAGAAGCCGCUGAAGCACUUAAACAUUUUAGGAUGAAGAAAGUUAACUAUGUACAACUGAAAAUAGAUGCCGAAAGGGAGAUGAUUUGCUUGUGCAGCACUGAGCCAACAGAGGUGAAAGACCUGCCAAAGAGAAUCCCCAAAGAUUCUCCACGUUACCACUUCUUCCUUUACAAGCACUCGCACGAAGGCGACUACCUGGAGUCCACAGUCUUCAUUUAUUCCAUGCCAGGGUACACGUGUAGCAUCAAGGAGAGGAUGUUGUAUUCCAGCUGCAAAAAUAACCUGAUUGACAUGGUGGAAAGCAAGCUCCAGAUUGAGAUUGAGAAGAAGCUGGAAAUUGAAAAUGGGGAUGAACUAACAAGUGAUUUCCUGUAUGAGGAGGUGCAUCCCAAGCAGCAUGCACAUAAGCAGAAGUUUAGCAAACCCAAAGGCCCUGCCGGUAAAAGGGGUGGCCGCCGAAUCACCCAACUUCCCCGUGAGGGAGAAGAGGAAGAUUGAAACCGACCUCAGCUCUAGAACACCAUCUCCAAACUCCGAGCACGUUCCACAGUGGAACAUUCCUGCAAUGGGGCCACACAUUUAACAUUUAAUACCCCCAAACCCCAUGAGAAAAUAAAUAAAUAAAUAAAAAAAGGAAAAUAAACAAAACAUGAACCUCAGAUUGCCACAGAAUUCCCCAAUAGACCAAACUAUGCACGCCAAGGACAACUGAGCAACAUCACUUCAAUUUCCAUUUGUAGCUUGUCAAAUGGAACUGCAUUUAUCUCACAAAACGCUUGAUGAUAAUUCAAGUGGGGGGGGUCUAAAGUUAAAGUUUCUACUUUGUUGCCAGCUCUGACACUUUAAAACAAAUGCUCGUGACUAAUGUGAACUCACGCCAAUACGAUGAAAUCCCUAAUUUGAGUUCACAUGCUUCAAUUCCUGAAAAGCAUUCCUGAAGUUAACUUUCUUUUGUGUUUGUCUCCUACUCGCUGCACAAUGAGGUGCUCCAAAGCAGAAAAAAAAAGUCUAAAUAUUCCCACUUGUCUGUUUUGUUCAUUUUAACUGCUCAUUUUUUUAAAUGGAAAAUAAUUCUCUUUUGAUAUAACUGUGGUUUACAUAAAAAAAAUCAUCUGCUGAGAAACUUAUUUUUCUAUGCAAGUGCUGUAAAUGUACAUAUUGUAGCUGUGUGAUGCUCUGUGACUAAGAAACGGUCUGUUCUGGUGAUUGCCAGUAAGAAUUGCAGAGGAAGGAAUGGGCUUCCAGAAAUUUUCCAUCGAUACAUUUCAGAUUUCAUCAAGAUGAAGCUCCUCAGAACUGGUUUCCACAAAGAACAGAAAGGAAAGGGAAUACUACUAAGUACCUUCAUCCAAAUGUUGCCACACUCACUGGUCUGAUCAACAUUAGGCAAACUACCACAUUCACCUCGUGUAAAGGGAAAUUCCCUUUAUGUUCAUUCAUUGUCAUUGGGGGAAAAAAAAUUAAAAAAAUCAUCUUUGGGUCUUA
Molecule: messenger RNA, 2120 nt
Organism: Austrofundulus limnaeus
Lineage: Eukaryota; Metazoa; Chordata; Actinopteri; Cyprinodontiformes; Rivulidae
Gene: twf1a
Product: twinfilin actin-binding protein 1a
Exons: 9
Coding region: 81-1133 (350 amino acids)
Biological process (GO): positive regulation of neuron projection development; barbed-end actin filament capping; actin filament depolymerization
Cellular component (GO): cytoplasm; myofibril; actin filament
Molecular function (GO): actin filament binding; actin monomer binding
Source: RefSeq, a predicted model, not a curated record